GUUGGGAAGUGUGCGGGACACUUACUCCGCGGCCAUCUAAACUACCGGGCGUCGGACUCCCAAACACUCUGCCCCGACAGGAGCAGCCUCCCCCCUACCAGGAACUGCAUUCUUGCAGGUUAUGCUAACUGACUAAACCUGCUUCUAUAAGAGAAGACUUGGAUCCCCCUGGCAGUUUCUAUUAAAUUCUUUGCAGCUGAUUUCAUUGAUAUUUUCGGAACUGUUCUGAAGAACACAGCAAUGACCUUGCUCUCUCUAUAUACUGGAUGAUGGAGAAAGGGCUGUGUCUCAAAUAUACUGGUGACAUCAUAGACACAUUCAUAUUCCAUGUAGCUUGAUGCCAAGGACUUCAAGGAUGACUGACAUUACAGUAACAUCCAAAAUGCGCAGAGGACUGGUCAAGGAUCCAGAUAAUGCAGAUCUAUUCUGCAAGGAAGACCCAGAAAGAAUAUUUGUGGAUCUACAUGAAAUUGGCCAUGGCAGCUUUGGAGCUGUUUACUUUGCGACAAAUUCUACAACCAAUGAAAUUGUUGCUGUUAAAAAAAUGUCUUACAGCGGAAAGCAAAUGAAUGAGAAAUGGCAGGACAUAAUCAAGGAAGUGAAGUUUCUGCAACAACUGAAACACCCUAACACCAUUGAGUACAAAGGGUGUUACCUGAAAGAUCAUACAGCAUGGCUGGUAAUGGAAUACUGUUUGGGUUCAGCAUCAGAUUUGCUUGAAGUUCAUAAGAAACCACUUCAAGAAGUGGAAAUAGCGGCCAUUACUCAUGGUGCCUUACAAGGGCUGGCGUACCUACAUUCUCACAACAUGAUUCACAGGGACAUAAAAGCUGGGAAUAUUCUGCUUACUGAGCCAGGUCAAGUAAAGUUAGCAGAUUUUGGAUCUGCAUCUAAAUCUUCUCCUGCCAACUCUUUCGUAGGAACUCCAUAUUGGAUGGCCCCAGAAGUAAUUUUAGCCAUGGAUGAGGGGCAGUAUGAUGGGAAAAUAGAUAUUUGGUCUCUCGGUAUCACGUGUAUUGAAUUAGCUGAAAGGAAACCUCCAUUAUUUAAUAUGAAUGCAAUGAGUGCCUUAUACCAUAUAGCCCAGAAUGAGUCCCCAACACUACAGUCUAAUGAAUGGACGGACUCCUUCAAGGGAUUUGUAGACUACUGCUUGCAAAAACUACCUCAGGAAAGACCAGCAUCUUUAGAACUGCUGCGUCAUGACUUUGUGUGGAGAGAAAGGCCAGCCCGGGUUCUUAUAGAUUUAAUCCAGAGAACUAAAGAUGCUGUCCGAGAGCUGGACAAUCUGCAAUACAGGAAAAUGAAAAAAAUACUCUUCCAAGAAUCUCGAAACGGACCAUUAAAUGAGUCUCAGGAAGAUGAUGAGGACAGCGAGCAUGGGACCAGUCUAACCAGAAAGAUGGACAGUCUUGGCAGCAACCAUUCCAUCCCAAGCACUUCGGUCAGUACGGGUAGCCAGAGCAGCAGUGUGAACAGCAUACAAGAGGUAAUGGAAGAUGGAAGUCCUGACCUAAUCAUGAGUUUCAGCUGUAGUUUUGAUUCUACCUCUUCUCUCGUACACAAAAAAGAUCAUGCAUUCAUAAGGGAUGAGGCGGACCACAGGGAUCCCAGGCCUGAACUGCGGCCUACCCAGUCAGUGCAAAGUCAGGCACUUCAUUACCGGACCCGCGAGCGAUUCGCUACAAUCAAAUCAGCAUCUUUGGUUACAAGGCAGAUCCAUGAGCAUGAGCAGGAGAACGAGUUGCGGGAACAGAUGUCAGGAUAUAAGCGGAUGCGGCGCCAGCACCAGAAGCAGCUGAUUGCCCUGGAGAAUAAGCUGAAGGCUGAGAUGGACGAGCACCGCCUUAAGCUGCAGAAGGAGGUGGAGACUCAUGCCAAUAACGCGUCCAUCGAGCUGGAAAAGCUUUCCAAGAGGCAAUUCGUAGGCAUGGAUAAAGAGGCAAAGGUGGCUGCAGCGGAUGAAAGGAGAUUUCAGCAACAGAUUAUAGCCCAACAAAAGAAAGACUUGACAUCCUUCUUAGAAAGUCAGAAGAAACAGUACAAGAUUUGCAAGGAAAAGAUUAAAGAGGAGUUGAAUGAGGACCAUAGCACGCCUAAGAAAGAGAAACAAGAACGCAUAUCAAAACAUAAAGAGAACCUCCAACACACUCAAGCUGAAGAAGAAGCUCAGCUCCUUAGCCAACAGAGACUGUACUAUGAGAAAAACUGCCGACUCUUUAAAAGGAAGAUAAUGAUUAAGAGGCAUGAGGUUGAGCAGCAGCACAUUCGUGAGGAGCUUAAUAAGAAGCGAACCCAAAAGGAAAUGGAGCAUGCAAUGCUUAUCCGCCAAGAUGAGUCUACACGGGAGCUAGAGUACCGACAGCUGCAAAUGCUUCAGAAGCUUCGGAUGGACCUCAUACGACUGCAGCACCAGACUGAACUGGAGAAUCAGUUGGAAUAUAACAAGCGUAGGGAAAGAGAGUUGCACCGGAAACAUGUGAUGGAACUUCGGCAGCAGCCCAAGAACCUAAAGGUUAUGGAAAUGCAGAUUAAGAAACAGUUUCAGGACACUUGCAAGGUGCAAACCAAGCAGUACAAGGCCCUAAAGAAUCACCAGCUGGAGGUAUCCCCAAAGUGUGAGCACAAGACAAUAUUGAAGUCCCUGAAAGAUGAGCAGACGCGCAAAUUGGCCAUUCUGGCUGAACAGUAUGAGCAAAGCAUCAACGAAAUGAUGGCCUCACAAGCGUUGCGGUUGGAUGAAGCUCAAGAAGCAGAAUGCCAAGCUCUUCGGCAACAGCUUCAACAGGAGAUGGAGUUGUUGAACGCUUACCAGAGCAAGAUCAAAAUGCAGACUGAGGCACAGCAUGAGCGUGAACUGCAGAAGCUGGAACAGAGGGUGUCCCUCCGAAGAGCGCAUUUGGAACAGAAGAUAGAAGAGGAGUUGGUAGCUCUUCAGAAGGAACGCAGUGAAAGGAUCAAGCAUCUUUUUGAACGCCAAGAAAGAGAAAUUGAAACCUUCGACAUGGAAAGUUUAAGAAUGGGCUUUGGAAAUCUGGUGACGUUAGAAUAUCCCAAGGAGGACUAUAGAUGAGAGAGGACAGUUUUUGCCAUUCAAAUAAAUAACAAUAAUAUUAACAAUGACAGCAAGGAGAACCUGCAAACGUACAUUCCCCAUUUUAACGGGCGUGCUCUCUCUCUCUUCUCUUUCUCCCUCCCACUCUCUCUGUCUCUAUCUAUCUCUCUGACGUCCGUCGGACACUAGUGCCUGUAAUUCUUUUUACUCACCAGGGUGCCUCUGGGCAAAUCUCAGCACGGAGCGAGCUCCCUGGCAUACCUCUCAAGUGUCCCUGAUUGUCAUUCAAAUUUUCAACCCAUCAGAACAUUGGUGCUUGUUAUACAAACCGAAGAUUCAAAGAACGGAAAGGAGUCUUGAAGUAAACAGUUGUGUUUUGUGUGGAAACUCUUCCUUUACUCAUACCCCUUUUGUGGAAAGAGAUAACUUGAUUAUACAAAGUUUUGUCCAUGAUGUUCCUUGGGGAAGAUGUUGAGAGGUACGUGGUUUUGAGAGCUCAGUCUGAGGAUUGCAAGGUAUUGCACCUCGGCAGAAAGCUUGCAGUAGUUUUCAGGUGAGACGCGUGUCCUUGAUGUCUGGGAACUUUUGAGGGUUGAAAGCAUAGUAUUAUUAACAGGUUGACCGUAUGGCAAAGAAUAUUGACAACAAUAUAUACAGUAUAUUUAUUGGUUUUUGUUUUUUUCUUUAAAGAUGGCUGUCCGCAGUUUUACUUGGUUUCAUAUACCAUGAUGCACAAAUUGUCAACAUCUGUGUGAUUAACCCCUUCACCCCUGAGCUAGUUUGUGGCUGUGUUCAAUAUAAUCUGGCAAUAGUGUGUUCCUUUAAUCUAUGUUUGGGGGUCAUUGGUGGCACUCCUAGGAGUUUGCCUGUAAUGAAUUAACCAUCUCGGCUCCUUUACUGCUAGUGCAGCCAGUAAUACAGUCACCAAGCUUCAAAAGUCCCCGAAGCUUGAAAAAUGAAAGCAACUCAGGGAUGAAGUGAUUAAUUUAUCAACGCUCAAUAAUACAUUUUGAGAGACUAGAGAGAAACGUGGAGAUGAAUUUAAAAGCCAACAAAAUGUGAAAUAUCUGUUGGUUACAACAAACAUUUUAUUCUGCUAUUCUGUUAAAGUACAAGCAAAAAAAAUAAAUAUAUAUAUAUAUAUAUAUAUAUAUAUAUAUAUAUAUAUAUAUAUAUAUAUAUAUAUAUAUAUAUAUAUAUAUACAUUUAAUACAUAAAAGAGAGAGAGAAGCAUAAAACUGCAGCCUUAAGAUAACUGCUGCUUCGAUACACAUUGUUGUUUUUUUGGUAUUUGUUCGUCAGGAAUUAAAAAAAAAAAGAGAUUUUAUUAAACUAUUGAGGUUUGAUACAUUUUACAGAAACCAAUCAUGUUGUAUAUAUAUAUAGACAUAUUGUUGGGUGAGGGAGAAUCAGAAAUUGGGGGGGGAGGGGGGUUGUUGGGCAGAUGGGGAGGGUAGAAUGUCUUGUGAUAUAUUUUUUGUUGCUUUUUUUUCUUUUUUUUUAUAUUUUUGUUCCUUUUGAAGAAUUAUGCUGGCAGGAGCAGAAAUUGUGUUUUGAAUUUUUAAUUGCACCUUUAAAAAAAAACAAAAAAAAACUCUAUCUACUGUACUUUCUACUCCAGUCCUGGUUUUCUUAUUCGAUGAUAUACUGCAAUGUAAUGUUUUGUGAUCUCACAUAUGUUCUAACAUACAUUAUGGUUUUUAAUGCCCCAGAUCAUUUACAAUGAUUGGCAUUUCAAUGUGCCAGGCUUUUUUUUUUUUUUUUCAGUUUGUUGUUUGGGAGUUUGUAUUUCUUAUAUGAAUUAACAAAAUGUUCCACCGAUCAUAAUUUAAAUUCUUUUAUUUCUUGGAUGAAAAUAUAUUUGUACUCUAUA
Molecule: messenger RNA, 4928 nt
Organism: Xenopus laevis (African clawed frog)
Lineage: Eukaryota; Metazoa; Chordata; Amphibia; Anura; Pipidae
Gene: taok3.L
Product: TAO kinase 3 L homeolog
Biological process (GO): regulation of cytoskeleton organization
Cellular component (GO): cytoplasm; plasma membrane; lipid droplet
Molecular function (GO): protein kinase activity; protein serine/threonine kinase activity; protein serine kinase activity
Source: RefSeq, marked provisional